CGCUAUCGUACAACCUCAUACAAACAAUAGAGCACGCGUUUCCUACGGUAACCGUUUAUGCAUGCUACAGCUACUUCAACACUCUUUAACUAGCUAUAGAUCUAAGACACGCUCUACUAUUGUCCUCUGGAACGAUUAUUGACAAGUCGCAUGUCAGUCUGAACAAAUGAGUCAGGUAACUUGUUGAAAUCACGUUACAAUGAGGUGAGAGUGAACUAGGUGUGUAACCGCCCCACACGUAGACACAAGGUGUCAACUCGCCACAAUCACAGUGGUACUUCACCGUCUCCUCAUAAUAGAGGAUAACAAAAGAGUCUGGAGACCAGAACAGCUGACAGAGCGGUCAGUCAGCCCUAUAGCUCUCGUCAGUUCAGCAGCUGUAGGAUGGCUUGUCAUUACUACCUCUACACAACAGAAGAUGGUACCGUCUGCUGCAGCAGAAAAACUUGUCAAGUGUGCGGUCCCAGAACGUCUCCACGACUCGAUCUGCCAUUGCCACCACCCAUUACAAACCCAUAUAAUUUUAACGAUCUACUUCGCCAAGGUUGGUAUUGGGGACCAAUGAGCAGAGAGAAAGCAACGGACACUUUGAGAGGACAACCAAACGGAACGUUCUUGGUGAGAGACUGCUCUGAUCUAUUCCACGUCUUUGCCAUCAGUUUCACGACUACUGGAGGUCAAGUGGUUCACACACUAAUCAAGUAUAGACACGGAAAGUGGAGCUUUUAUAAGAACAUGAAGAAAAGCCAAUCCUCAGUUGUUCAGCUUGUGCAGCAAUCGGUUAAAGAGAUGCAAUCUUUGUCGUGGGACCAUGGCAUACAAAGAUUGACAAGACCUCUGUCUCGAUUUGAUCAAGUCAAGUCACUUCAGCAUAUCUGCCGUUUUGUCAUACGUCUGCACACGAGACUUGAUCUUAUUCCCUCACUUCCAUUGCCAACCAAUCUACAAAAGUACUUACGAGAAAACAUGAUGGUCUAGAGUGCUAGCUAGAUGACUGUAGUUAUUUACUUGCUCAUUGUUCACCGA
Messenger RNA from Corticium candelabrum, 1026 nucleotides. Its product is annotated as suppressor of cytokine signaling 6-like. Gene Ontology annotation, molecular function: 1-phosphatidylinositol-3-kinase regulator activity. Gene Ontology annotation, biological process: phosphatidylinositol phosphate biosynthetic process; intracellular signal transduction. Lineage: Eukaryota; Metazoa; Porifera; Homoscleromorpha; Homosclerophorida; Plakinidae. Gene Ontology annotation, cellular component: phosphatidylinositol 3-kinase complex. The transcript has a single exon. The record is from RefSeq and is a predicted model, not a curated record. Bases 385 to 978 code for a protein of 197 amino acids.